Messenger RNA from Thalassophryne amazonica, 1445 nucleotides. It is a transcript of the gene gpkow, whose product is annotated as G patch domain and KOW motifs. The record is from RefSeq and is a predicted model, not a curated record. Gene Ontology annotation, molecular function: nucleic acid binding. Gene Ontology annotation, biological process: mRNA splicing, via spliceosome. Gene Ontology annotation, cellular component: spliceosomal complex. NCBI's taxonomy places the organism in Eukaryota, Metazoa, Chordata, Actinopteri, Batrachoidiformes, Batrachoididae. Bases 1 to 1422 code for a protein of 473 amino acids. The transcript is spliced from 12 exons.
AUGGCGUCGUGGGGAGAAGUUGUAGCUGCUGAGCAGCAGGCAGAGAACAAAACGGCUUCUGUGUCAGAGGAAUUAAAAAGUGCAAAACCAUCUGAAAAGUCAAAAGAGCUCAUUAUCCCAAUGAUUCAGAAGAAUCGCUGGCGCAGAUUAGACCAAGCGAGCCACAGUGAGGGCAGUGAAGCGAAAACGUCACCGUCCACCCAAAAGGAUGACUCUGUGGAGUCUCAAGCUGUCAAAGAGCUAAUUGAAGACUCUCGAAGACAGCUUGAGCAGUGGCAGAGUGGCUCUCAAUCAGAAAGCAAUCUCAACCUCACCAUCCCGCUACUGAUGCAAAAUAAAGUGCCUGACGGCUUUGAGGAUGGGGACCGCAUAAAAGUGGACUUAAGGUCCGAAUCUUCAACAGUGACAGAUUAUGAAAAUGUUCCAGUUGAGGCCUAUGGGCUCGCCAUGCUGAAGGGGAUGGGCUGGAAGCCAGGGGACGGCAUUGGCCUCACCUUGAAACAGGAUGUGAAGCCAAUUGAAUGUCAGCUUCGUCCAAAAGGUUUGGGUCUUGGAGCUGACCGUUCGAUAAUCAAGGACCUGGAACCGAAUCGUCAUCGACGCCCCCCAAAACCAGGCGAAGAGCAGGUUAAGGAAGAGGAACUAGUGCUUGGUCCUGGAGGCUUUGUGCUGGUUGAGUCUGGAGCACAUAAAGAUCUGUAUGGCAAGAUCGAAGGUGUUGAUCCAGACAAUGCUCGUGUGAUAGUGAAGCUAGCUAUUGGCGGAAAGACUGUGGUGGUCAGCCAGUAUGCUAUUAAACUGGUCCCACGCAAGGAAUAUGAGAAAAACAGCAAAGACCUCAGUCGCCUCAGUAAAGCUUUUAAAGAGAAGGAAAAGGAGAGAGAGCGAGAAAAGGAGCAACAGAAACGGGACAAGGAGAUGACUAACAGUGAUGAAAGGACUAAACACAAGUCUUCAGAAAGAGAUGGAGGAAAAGAAGACAGGAAGCGGAAACACAGAGAAUCCAGGCAAGAUAGAGAAAAACCUCAUUUUAAAGAAUCGAGACGAGUACCUCCUGCCCCCUCCUGGCUUCAGAGAGAUUUGAAAGUACGCUUCAUUGACAAAGCUUUCAAAGGAGGCAGAUAUUAUAACACAAAGAUGCGUGUAGAGGAUAUCCUGACGGCAAACAGCUGUGUGUGUCGAACUGAGGAGGGAAGAUUGUUAGAUGAUGUGAAGCAGGAUAUGCUGGAAACCAUUGUGCCAAAGAGUGAAUAUGAUGUCAUAAUGGUCGUACUGGGUGAACACAGGGGACAGGUGGGCCGUAUUCUCCAGCGGGACAAGAACCAGUGCAGCGCAAUGGUCCAGCUAGGCCGGCAUGAGAAGAAAGUCUUCACACUGGACUAUGACUCCAUUUGUCACUAUGUUGGAGACAGAGACCACUGAUUGGUCUCUGAUAUUUAUCCCAC